Messenger RNA from Caenorhabditis auriculariae, 4735 nucleotides. Lineage: Eukaryota; Metazoa; Nematoda; Chromadorea; Rhabditida; Rhabditidae. The record is from the annotation of a GenBank genome assembly.
AUGGACGAAGUUUUUCCUCAGAUCCUUGGACUUUUUCCAUUUUUCCUAUUGCAGACGGCUAUGAAAACCAACCUGAAGUACCUGAGACGACGCUCUUUUGUCUACUUCAUGGAGUCCCUGCAGGCCUAUAUUUUUAGUUCGGAGCUUGUGUUGAAACGCGUCGAGGACCUUCUGAAAAUGGAUCGUGCCGCCGUCUCGAGAUGGUUCUUUUUCUUUUCUGAUAAGCAGAACUUUUCGAUUAUCUCACAUUUUUUCUCAUGUUAAAAGUAGGCUACACUCUUUUUUUUUCGGUCUUAAAUAUGAAUUCCUUCCGUACUUUUCAGCUGCUCGGACAAACUGAACAUUUACAUGUACGAUAAAGAGCCCGCAGAGUUUUACCUGCAAAGUCUGCACGACCUGAUAAAGAGUCUCUCGCCGAUUCUGCACAAUAAACAGUUUGAAAUUGACAUUUCAGUGCAAGGUGAGCUUCUAGGAAUUUUUCGGAAAUCGUCAAUCAAGGUCUUUUUCACUUUGUGUAUGGCAUGUCUCGAAAACACUCACUGAAAAACACGAAAGAGAACCCAAAAACUCGGCAUAACUCGUUUGAAUAUCAUUUUAGCGCAACAUACAUCGGCUGGAUCCCACACCAGCCUUUCGAAAAAAGAAAUUUGAAAAUGUACGGAAGUAGGCCGCAUUUUUCGGUGGGUAGGUCGCACCACGGGGUGGGAUCCAGCCGACGUAUGUAGCGCAAUAAAAAAUCCCGAUAAAUUUAAGAAAAAUUGUGGAAAGAUUUUAAGGAGCGAUCGAAACGUUGGUUUCGUACUACCGGCAGAAGGACCAAGUCGACGACGGAUCUUCGUUGCAGCCCCUGGAAAUUGUGACUCAGCAGUAUCUCCUCACGGUUUACGGGUACCUCAGACGCAAAACUCCCUCUUUCUCUGCCAACGAAACGUUCAUGAAAGCCCUUACUCAGUAGCUUUUGUUUGAAUUCGAAAAGGCUAACUAUUAUCCCAAAAAAGUUAUAAUUUGAGACGGGUUAAAGUAUAUCAAGAGCUAAAGUUUACAAAGUUCCUGGUUGUUUUUAGAAAUGAAAAAUGUACAGAAAACUUACCGGUCCUCCUUUUCAAUCCUUUUUUCCAAAGAUUAUAUUCCAACUUUUGUUGCUCAUCUUGCUCUUACCGACAAAAGCGGGUAUUUCCCAAAUUUUUUUCUCUUUCAAAAAUGCCUUAUUUUGUAUUUCUCUUCAUCUUGAUAGAUUCAUUUCCAACGAAGAGUUAUUCAUGCAUGCACGAAUCUAGUGUUUUAUAAAUUACUGCUGUCCCAUUCACGUGUAUCUUGAUCAAUGAAACGUAUUUAUUUUCAGUACUAUAAAUUUCUUCUAAAAUAAAUUCCCAAAUCUUACAAUGAAAAGAUCCCGGAGCAAUCUAAAACUAAAGAGCUUCUUUUUAGUUCACAUCUAAAAGAAAGCGUCCGCCUAAGGUUAGAAAAAAUGUUAACUAAGGUUUUUGUUUGUCAUUUAAUUCUCCAAUAUAUAGCUAGAUUGAUCCUUAGCCUUUUUUUCGAAUUGUCACGUCAUUUUCUCCCGUCUGUCACGUCGAUAUUUGGGCCAAACCGUAGUUCUUACCGAUGAUGGAUGGCCCGAAGUUUUUGAAGCGGCGAAGGAAAUUGAUCAAACGCCCGACGCUCGUGACCUCAGGUCAAAAUUUUGCCUUUCCGUCAUAAACAAGUGGAGAAUUCAUUUUUCGGAAGAAAAGUCGCAUCGAAAAAUUUUUUUCUUUCAAGAUAUUUUCACUUUUUGAAGUUCAAAAAAUUUCUGACAAAGCUGUACAAAUACCGAUCGAUAGAAGUUUAAAAAGUUAACUUUUCAUUUUUAAUUAUUUCAAUUGAGCGAAAAAUGCUUGUGCGCUUUUUUUUUGAAUGAAAGUUAACGCACAGAAAAAGUAAUGGAAAUUGGAAACAAAUUUGGAUAUCUUGAAGAGCAGCAAACUUUGAGAAUCUUCAAUACCGUUGAACUUGAAUUUGAAAAAAAGGGCGGUUGCAACUUUUUUUAAUAAAAAAAUAACUUUCCAAAUAGAUGUAUAAAAAAAGAAAACCUGAAUGUUAAAUUUAAAAAAAUUAAUUAAAUUAGACUUAAAUUAUACUAAAUUUUAAAAAAAGGAAAGUAAUUUUUACUUUUUGCGGUCUCCUACAUGGGCUGUAUAGACUUGUUUUACAUCGGGAGUAAGACGUGACUCAGAUGUUUCUUACAAUUUGGACAGGUCGGAAGCUGCAAGUUCGACGAAUCAAAAUGGGCGUGGCUUCUUAAUAAACAGGGAAUUGACCGAGAAAGUGGGCGGAGCGUCGGCGCGUAUUUCCCUGUUGGACGCAGAAGACGUCGCAGUUUGUAUCGGUUCCACUGUUUCCGAUUCGAGCGCUGUUUUCGACCCAAUCAUGAGGACGAUUCUUCUCCUUCUGCUGGUCGUCGCAGUCGCUUCUCGAGGUUUUCCUUUUUUCAGAGCUUGAAGAUGGGUUUUGGGACAGCUCGUCAUUGAUAACAACUUUCGAAAAAAAUCACUUCUUCACCAAAAUGUUGUCCCAAACCGAAAAGUAUUCUAGGUGCACCGGGCAUUGAACAACUUCCAGGUGGCGCGGCACAACAAGAAGGUCUGUUCGGUGGGGCCGCAGCUGGGGCCGGCUGGGGCGACGCCUCGGCGUCCGGCGGCGCUUCUGGCGGCGGAGGCCACAGAGGUGGCGGUAGGCAUGGAGGUGGCGCAGGAGGUUAGGCCGCUUUGGACUGUACAUUUCAUUUUCAUCGCAGAGGACUCUCUGAUUUUGUACUGAUUCCUAUUAGAAUUUAGCAAAGUAUUACAUCUCCUGAUCAGUAUCGGUCCAAGCUGCGCAAAACAUGGGAAGAAACAUUGGAAAACAAAACGUUUUUUUUUACCUCGCAUUCCAUAUAUUUGAUUGAAUUUUCAAGUGAAGAACGGAAAAGAUUUCUGAGCCAGGAGGUCAGUAAAAGGGAGGAAGAUGUAACUAAAAAAUAAAUUUGUUCUUGAUAAUUUGGCUUUUUUUGUCACGCUCUUCGCAUAGAGGCGAAAAUAUCUGUAGUUUAAUGGAAAAUUAGAAAUAUUUUAGGUGGCGGUGGUGGCGGAAGUGGCGGCGGAGGUUGGGGAGGUCAGAAUGGUGGCGGAGCAGGUUUCUACACGAAAAUUUCUUUUUUCAACCAAAUUUUCUAGAAGCCGGAGGUCAAGGAAGCUGGGGCGGUCAGAAUGGCGGCGGCAACCAAGGUUUGUUCAUCGUUUGGAAAAUUUGCACAUAAAGUCUAAACACUGCUGAUUCAAGGACCUGAACAGGGGAAAAGAAAAUUUCACGUGUUGAACUACAUAAGCUAAUAAGGAAGUCAAAAAUGUCAAAAAUGCGCAGAAAAGGCUCAAAAAUUCCACCAAAGUUUCAGAUCGAUUUACGAUGAAAAGUUUUCUUUUUUCCUUUCUAUUAAUUUCACUUUGAUUUAGGUGGACAAGGAAGCUGGGGCGGUCAGAACGGCGGUGGCAGUCAAGGUAAGUUUACUCUCAAAUCCGACUACAUCUUACUUUUCCAUCAAUUCCGAUGUGAUUCAGGUGGACAAGGUGGCUGGGGCGGCCAAGGUGGUCAAGGCGGUCAAGACAACUGGGGUGGACAAGGCGGCGGUUCGUUUUACGAAUUUCGAGUCAGUCAAUUGAACAUAAAGUUCAGGAGGUCGCGGAGGACAAGGUCAAGGCGGCUGGGGAGAUCAGGGAGGCCAGUCUGGUGAGUCUGAUGAAAAAAAAGAAGAUUAUUCGAAUAACUCUUGUUGAGGCGGCGGAAGAGGAGGAGGACAAGGAGGAGAUUGGGACCAGGGCGGCCAGUCUGGCGGCGGCUGGGGUAACCAAGGCGGAGGACAGUCUGGUUUGGUUUUUGUCUUUUUUUUUUUAAUGAGUGGCAGUUGGUAUCCUGAGAAGAAACCAAGUGAGUGAAACUUUUUUGAGGAAAAGUCAGAUUUGAACUCACUUCAAGAACUAAAUUAACGAAAAGAUUGCAAAAUGCGAGGAAUUACAAUUCCAUUUCUAUACAGAUUCAACAUUUUUGCUGAAAGGUCUGUAAAAAAGUAAUGACCUUGAGAACUUUGAAAAAUACUUUCUCGAUUCAACUUCUUCAGAGUAUUUUCAAUGAUGAGCUUUAUAUUUUUUUCCAAAAAAAUCUCUUCUCAAAAAGUUUUUUUGAUGAAAUUUAUCAAAUUUUUUUAUAAUAUCCGGAAGAAAGUUCAUUCUACCAAAAAAACGGGCACAAUCAAACAAAAAAAUUAUUUUAAAAAAACCUUUGUUCCAACUUUUUUUCACAAAACAUUUAGGUUAGCAUACCCAAUCGUUUAUGCGUGCUGAGGCAGAUAGUCAGGUUUACCGAAAAAAAAAAAUUAACUUUUAAUGCUUUAUUCUUUUCUCUUUUUGCAUUGAUUUUCAGGCUAGUUUCUAUUAUGUAUUCUUAAGGUGGUCGUGGAGGACAAGGUGGAGAUUGGAAUAACCAGGGAGGUCAAGGCAACUGGGGAGGAAACGGCGGUGGCGGACGUAAGAUCUCAUUUUAAUCCAAAGAAUGAACUCGGCUUUCAGGCGGCGGAUGGGGCGGCUGGGGCGGACAUCGCUGGAGAGGCGGAUUCUGGAACCCUGGAAACCGAUGGGGAGGCUGGGGCGGAUGGAGAGGCCGUAAGUCUCUCGCAUUUUAAAAAUCUGGAUUCUCAAUAACUUGAAAACUUUCAGCAUGGUAG